AUGACGAGACACCCGGGAGGGGGCAGGCGUUCAUUGAUAAAAUCGCCGGGCUCCCUCGGGCGCGCUCGCAGCGUAGAGAAACCAGGCAGCGCCACGCGCAGCCGGGGCCGGGCGGAACGGAGAGCCAGCUCGGGCCGGCGCUACCCCGCGCCGCCCGCAUGGAGCCCGCCGCCGGCUUCUUGUCCCCGCGUCCCUUCCCGCGGGCCGCCUGCUAGUGCCUCGCCGCGGUCGGAGCCAGCCGGGCCAGCGGCGCCGGACCCGGGUCGCCUCAUCACCGACCCAUGCAGUGGCCGUACCUACAUCAAGGGCCGCUUGUUGGGCAAGGGGGGUUUCGCCCGCUGCUAUGAAGCCGCUGACACCGAAACCGGUGUAGCCUACGCGGUCAAAGUCAUCCCGCAGAGCCGCGUCGCCAAGCCUCAUCAGCGCGAAAAGAUCCUAAACGAGAUCGAGUUGCACCGAGACCUACAGCACCGCCAUAUCGUUCGGUUUUCACACCAUUUCGAGGAUGCUGACAACAUAUACAUUUUCCUGGAGCUCUGUAGCAGAAAGUCCCUGGCCCACAUCUGGAAGGCCCGGCACACCCUCUUGGAGCCAGAGGUUCGCUACUACCUGCGCCAGAUCCUUUCUGGCCUCAAGUAUUUGCACCAGAGGGGUAUCCUGCACAGAGACCUCAAGCUGGGAAAUUUUUUCAUCACUGAUAACAUGGAACUGAAGGUGGGGGAUUUUGGGCUGGCAGCUCGGUUAGAGCCCCCGGAGCAGAGGAAAAAGACCAUCUGUGGCACCCCCAACUACGUGGCCCCAGAAGUGCUGCUGAGACAAGGCCAUGGCCCUGAGGCAGAUGUGUGGUCACUUGGCUGUGUCAUGUACACACUCCUGUGUGGGAGCCCCCCAUUUGAGACAGCUGACCUGAAGGAAACUUACCGCUGCAUCAAGCAGGUUCAUUACACAUUGCCUGCCAGCCUCUCACUACCUGCCCGUCAGCUCCUGGCUGCCAUUCUUCGGGCUUCACCCCGAGACCGCCCCUCUAUUGAACAGAUCCUACGCCAUGACUUCUUUACAAAGGGCUAUACCCCUGAUCGGCUUCCUGUCAGCAGCUGUGUGACAGUCCCAGAUCUGACCCCCCCCAACCCUGCGAGGAGUCUGUUUGCCAAAGUCACCAAGAGCCUGUUUGGCAGGAAAAAGAACAAGAAUAAGAACCAUUCCGAGGAACGAGAUAAUGUCUCCUGUUUGGUGAGCGGCCUGAUGCGCACAUCCCUCGGUCACCCGGAUGUCAGGCCCGAGGCUCCAGCAGCUUCAGGCCCGGCCCCCGUCAGCUUGGUAGAGACAGCUGCUGAGGACAGCUCACCCCGUGGGACACUGGCAAGCAGUGGAGAUGGGUUUGAAGAAGGUUUGACUGUGGCCACAGUGGUAGAGUCUGCCCUCUGUGCCCUGAGAAACUGUGUGGCCUUCAUGCCCCCAGCGGAACAGAACCCAGCCCCGUUGGCACAGCCAGAACCUCUGGUGUGGGUCAGCAAGUGGGUUGACUACUCCAACAAGUUUGGCUUUGGGUAUCAGCUGUCCAGCCGCCGUGUAGCCGUGCUCUUCAACGAUGGCACACACAUGGCCCUGUCAGCCAAUAGGAAGAUUGUGCACUACAACCCCACCAGCGCGAAACACUUCUCCUUCUCUGUGGGGUCUGUACCCCGUGCUCUGCAGCCUCAGCUGGGCAUCUUGCGGUAUUUCGCCUCCUACAUGGAACAGCACCUCAUGAAGGGUGGAGAUCUGCCCAGUGUGGAAGAGGUAGAGGUGCCUGCCCCACCCUUGCUGUUGCAGUGGGUCAAGACUGAUCAGGCCCUGCUCAUGCUGUUCAGUGAUGGCACUGUUCAGGUGAACUUCUAUGGGGACCACACAAAGCUGAUCCUCAGUGGCUGGGAACCUCUCCUUGUGACUUUUGUGGCCCGAAAUCGCAGUGCUUGUACUUACCUCGCCUCCCACCUCCGGCAGCUGGGCUGCUCCCCAGACCUGCGGCAGCGGCUGCGCUAUGCUCUGCGCUUGCUCAGGGACCGAAGUCCUGCUUAGGUUCCAACCUGCAGAGCAGGCUGU
Molecule: messenger RNA, 2082 nt
Organism: Microtus ochrogaster (prairie vole)
Lineage: Eukaryota; Metazoa; Chordata; Mammalia; Rodentia; Cricetidae
Gene: Plk3
Product: polo like kinase 3
Exons: 16
Coding region: 1-2058 (685 amino acids)
Biological process (GO): mitotic spindle organization; protein phosphorylation; Golgi disassembly
Cellular component (GO): spindle pole; kinetochore; centrosome
Molecular function (GO): ATP binding; protein binding; protein serine/threonine kinase activity
Source: RefSeq, a predicted model, not a curated record